Molecule: messenger RNA, 1051 nt
Organism: Alnus glutinosa
Lineage: Eukaryota; Viridiplantae; Streptophyta; Magnoliopsida; Fagales; Betulaceae
Product: OVARIAN TUMOR DOMAIN-containing deubiquitinating enzyme 3
Exons: 8
Coding region: 84-959 (291 amino acids)
Biological process (GO): endoplasmic reticulum unfolded protein response; protein deubiquitination
Cellular component (GO): nucleus; cytosol
Molecular function (GO): cysteine-type deubiquitinase activity
Source: RefSeq, a predicted model, not a curated record
GAAUAGGAAAUGUUCUUCUGAUCACCAAAACAGCAUCAAAAAAAGAAAAAUCUGCUGUUCAUGUGCUCUUACACACCCGAUGCAUGUAUGUAACUAGAAAGCUCUGCGGCCGGGGGGCAAAAGGUGUUAUCCAAAACAUAGAUCUAAUCGACGUCGUUUUAUGGUUGAGCCCAAAAACGGCUAUUACCAACGACGUCGUUCCCAUUCUCAGCCUUUUACGCUUAUCUUCGGCUUCCUUUAUUUAUUUUUUCUCUUUCGUAGAUUUUCAUUUCAUGGCGGAGAAGCUUUCAAAUGAGGUUAUUCUUGAGCAGCUGAAACAUGGGACUGCUAAAUUCGAGCUUGUCUCUGUUCCGGUUCCUUCAAUUUCAACUCCCAACUCCCGAACGUGUACGACGGCUUUCCUUGGAGACAAUAGCCAUAGAUUCUUUGCUAGAAUUGGACCCUCUCUGGGCGGAGGAUCACCGGCAAUGAGGAAACUUGAGCGCUAUUCAGUCCAGAAAGUUACUGGAGAUGGGCGCUGUCUUUUUCGUGCCCUGGUCAAAGGAAUGGCUUUCAAUAAGGGUAUUUCUCUAAACCCACGGGAAGAGAGAGAAAAUGCAGAUGACUUACGAAUGGCUGUGAAAGAGGUUGUAUGUGACAAAGAUAAAGAACGCCACCAAUAUGAAGAAGCACUGGUUGCAAUUACAGUUGAGGAAUCUUUAAGACGUUACUGCCAACGCAUUGAACGACCUGAUUUCUGGGGAGGAGAGUCAGAGCUACUGGUGCUGUCAAAGUUGUGUAGGCAGCCGAUCAUUGUUUACAUACCAGAGCACGAGCACACAAAGGGUGGAUGGGGCGCUGGUUUUAUUCCCAUUGCUGAGUAUGGAGCAGAGUUUGGCAAGGGUUUAAGAAAAGAUAAAGCCAGGAAAGCUGUGAGGCUACUGUACAGUGGUAAGAACCACUAUGAUCUGCUUGUCUGAGAAUUCAUUGUGCCUAAGGGAACAAAUGAGUGAUAAUGGGGGGAAAUAAAAAAAAAAAAAAAAAAAAAAAAAAAAAAAAAAAAAAAGGAAAA